Messenger RNA from Geodia barretti, 378 nucleotides. NCBI's taxonomy places the organism in Eukaryota, Metazoa, Porifera, Demospongiae, Tetractinellida, Geodiidae. The record is from the annotation of a GenBank genome assembly.
AUGACUGUGUUGCCUACAACUCACAGAACCUCCUCGCCAGUGAUGUACAGAAGGCAAAUAAGGAGACAGAUUCUCAGAUACAGCCGGGCAGUAACUACCAAUCUCAACCUACUGCUGCUUCAAUCCUUCACAGUCCUCUACUCACCAAUAGAUACAUUUUUGGAUGAUUUAUUUGGUCGCAGUGUCUCAAAGAACGUACCAGACGUGGGCCAGAAGAAACAGUUGUAUGAAGAGCUGUCUCUCCAGCAGCAGUCUACUACAGUGGGCCACGGAAAACCUUCACUGGGGCACCUGAACAGGAAAAAACACAGAGCCAAACCAAACUCCCUCAUUCAAAAACUUCUGGACAGAUUCGAUUCUCCCAAACAUUUUACUUGA